AUGAUAUCUUCAAUCAACUCCCAGGCUACCCAGUCCGCCCUGCUCCAAUGGGCUGACGCCAUGCUCACGCUCCUCCCGGACGGGCGGGAAACCACACUGAAAGUCAAGAAACCCGAGAACCUCUUCGACGGCGCCUUCUUCUCUCUGCUCCUCGAAAUACUAGAUCCCAAAUACAACCCCACGAGAUUCGAACAAAGUCUCGCCGCCUCCAUUGCUGGCGAUGACCAGAAGAGGAGGAAUAUGCACAUCAUACAUAUGGGGUUGAUUGACUUUGCGAGGCGUCAGUGUCCCGUCCUCGAGCCUCUAAUCAAGAGGAUCGACUUCCAGGCACUAGACAGGGAGCCUACCAAGACCGGCAUGUUCGAGGUGAAUACUUCUUCGCGACCCUCGUCUUCGUCGUCUUCCGCCUCUUCUCAGUCCUAUACAGCCAACCCUCUCACCAGUCACUCGCAAAGAUUGCCCCAGCCACUAGCUAAGAUUCUUUGCCAGAUCCUCGUCGCUUUCUUGUAUGCUACCUUGAAAAGUGAAGGCGACAACCACCGAUAUGUCAGCUUGAUCAUGCGCCUCGAUCGGACAUGUCAAGGAGCUGCCUACGGGAUCAUACAGGAGGUCGACGCCAAGCUUGGUCAACUGGCGGGCGUGCCCGACAGUGACGACACUGUCAGCAGUAGCUCGCCACACAAGGAUGCUGACCUUGCGCACGAGGCCGUAGUUGCUGACUUGAAGCGUGAGGCUGAUGAUGCCCGGAGACAGGCUGGCGGCUUGAAAAUACGGCUGGACCGUCUGCAAGAUAACUACGACGAGCUCGUGACAAAGCACGAGCAAGUUCAAGACGAGAACGAGCAGAUGCACAAGCAGAUAGAGACAGAGGCUGGUAACUUCGACAGGCAUCGACUCCAACGCCAGCUCAAGGAGGGCGACACACUGAUCGCGAACUUGGAGAACGAGAGAAACUUCUUGUCCGAAGAGAGGGAUAGGCUCAUCAAAGACAAGGCUCGUCUCGAGGCCACUGCGAAGAAAGUAGAGUCUUUGCUUGACGAAAAUCAAGAACUCCGAUCCCACAAUGAAGAACUUUCCAAGAGGGCUAACAUGGCUGACAACCUGAGGAAGAAGGUUGAAGCAAACAAGCACUUGCAGGCCGAGCUUGAGAACAUGCGGAACGAGAAGCUGGAUUCCACCAAAGCCUACACGCAGCUCGAACAGUCGAUGCUACGAAUCGAGGCCUUGAGGCGGGAAACCGAGGCAUACAGUUCCAAGAUGCAGGCAUACGAGCUCGACAUUGCCAAUAUGAGAGAGCAAAAGCUCAUAUUGACUUCCCAGAAUAACGAGUUGAAGCUGCAACUGAGCGGCCUAGAGCAGCAAACCCAGCUGGACGAGGCGGUCUUCCGAGACCUUCGAGAGAAAGUCAUGAUGCUGGAUCCCUCGGCUGUUACGAGCGACUCCAUAGGACCUGCCCCAACUUCCCUUGAAGAUGAGCUGAGCGGAUCCUCCAACGCCGUCUCCGCCAUGGCUAGUCUUGAGGUGCAGCGUCUUCAAGCGGAGAACGCUGUCCUCAAGAGCAGCAUUGGAACGGAGACUGAAAAGGGUCAACUUAUCCAAGAGAUGGAAGACCUGCGCGCUUCUCGUCAGUCUCUGCAGGACAAGUACAACGAGAUAUUCGAGAGAUUCACCGUUGGCCAAAAACAGCUCGAUGCGCUUAUCCAGAACAUGGGCAAAGAUGGGUUAGUCAGAGCGAUUCAGGCGUGCUAUGACGUUGCCCCGGACACAAAGUGGCUGAUGUCAGAUUACUUCAGAGAAGAUGCGUAUUCGAAUCUGCGGACGCAGGUCCUCGCCGAACAGGGUCGAUCCAGGCACCUCGAAAGGCAGCUCGAAGCCUUCCAGCAGCAGCUUGCAGACAAAGACCGGGCUUUGUUGGAGGCCCGGGGCGACUGUAAGGCUAUUCUGCUGGAUUACUACAUGAAUGACGAAGAUGCUGACAACGCGGAAAAAGUCAAUGCGGUCGAGAAGUCCAGUAUGGAUGCCCUGGCCGAGCUCAAGAUUACCGACGGGAUGCUUGCGGUUUCUCUCCGUGCCGAACUCGACGCGGAGAGAAAGAAGUACAAGUCACUGAAGGACGAGUCGGAAGCCAUGCAGAAGCAACUCCUGACCGCCUUCAUCGACAAAGACGAACUUCGCCGUGAGGCCGAGCAAGCCAACCUUGAGUUGCAGAAGGCAGCCGACGGGCACUCCAUCAGUACGGAUAGCAUCAAGCAAUCCGAGAAGAUGGAGAAGCUCCGAACAAAGUAUAGGCAGCUACAGCAGGUGAGUCAGGUUUCUUCGAAUCAGGUUCCUUCGAGCUCGUCUAGCGAUCGCGACGAUGCAGAUGUCGUGGAUGUGGACGUCAAGCGUCGAUCCAUGUGGGAGGCCUUCUACCCGUGGUCCGGGAACAAGGAGCAGCCAGAGAGUGGUUUCUACCCCUACCAGAUGGAGGAUGAUGGGUCCAUCAGCCUGCCAGACCGCCCCGUUUCCAAGAUGAGCCUCCGUGGUGGUGGCGGCUCUUCCGCGGACGUCAGCAUCGUCUCAGGCAUGUCGGGAUAUAACUCCCCAAGCCGGAUGAGUGCUGCGUCCCCGGCGCCCUCUAUCCCGGAGCGCCAGUACACUGGUAGUCCACAAUACGAGCAAGCGGAACUCAAGAAUCGCGAACUCGAGAGGACCCUCAAAGCCGUCCGCGCUGGCUCGGAUCCUGGUGCUCAGAAGGCCCAGUCCGACCAGGUCAUUAAGAACUUGCAGCGCGAAAAUGCAAUGAUCGCUACUGCAUGGUACGAUCUCUCGAGCAGGCUGCAGAGUAACCACGUCGUGUUGCAAAGACGCAAUGAGGUACCGAGGAGCUGGUUGAACAAGCAGCGGCAGAUGGUCAACGCUACGCCUCGGAGAUAG
Messenger RNA from Anthostomella pinea, 2916 nucleotides. Lineage: Eukaryota; Fungi; Ascomycota; Sordariomycetes; Xylariales; Xylariaceae. The record is from the annotation of a GenBank genome assembly.